AUGUAAUAAUCAAUUAAUUUAUGUUGGUGUCAUAUUUGCAAAAAAUAAUUUGAAUAAUCAGUUUCUACAGAUCUUAUGAAAUGUGCCUUUUGCUAAUAAGAAUUUUGUGAAAUUAUUGAUCCUUCAAAUGAUCCUCGAGGUUUCGUUCCUUUUGGGGAAAAUUCUUUACAGAAUUAAUCACAAACAUAAUCAUAAACAUAAUAAAGACAACAACCAUAAACUAUUAUUCAUAUUACUAGAAAUUAAAUUCCCAUUAGAUUUUAAUAAAGAACAAAUGUAUUUGAUAAUCUUUUACAAUUAAUGUUUCCAAAUACUCCAUUUUAACCUCAAUCAAUAGAAUAGCUUAUUGAAUUUAUUAGUCGGAAUGAUCCCAAUAGAUAUGGGUAUAAAUUAUAUUAUAUUAAGAUCUCCUCCCGCAUCUUAAAAAGCAAUUGAUGCACUCUAAAAAGUUAAUUUAUAAUCGGAAUGCUGUACUGUUUGUUAAGAAGAAUAUCAAUUAUAAUAAGCCUUAUAAAUGCCUUGUAAUCAUCAUUUUCAUUCAGAAUGCUUAAUCCCUUGGCUAAAACAACAUAAUAGUUGUCCAGUAUGCAGGUAUGAAUUAGAAACAGACGAUGAAGACUACAAUAAGAGAAAAAACUUUAAAUGA
Molecule: messenger RNA, 646 nt
Organism: Paramecium sonneborni
Lineage: Eukaryota; Ciliophora; Oligohymenophorea; Peniculida; Parameciidae
Source: the annotation of a GenBank genome assembly